AUGGAAAAAGUUGAGGCAGUUGAUAUUAGGGUGAAGAAGUAUUUGGAAUUGGCGGGUUACGAAAAGUGGGCUAGGUCGUAUGCAACAGUUCACCGAGGAUGGAAUUUGACUUCAAACAUUUUGGAGUCAAUAAAUAAAGUGCUUGUAUCAGCUAGAGAACUGCCAAUUUAUGACUUUCUUGAGGAAGUUCUAUUAUUGUUUGUAAAAUGGAAUUGCGCAAAUAGGCAGGAGGCUUCAUAUACCUUCAGAACACUCAUUGAAAAGUUUAAUGACAUGCUCAGUGAGAAUGAGGCUUUGUGUACUCGUAUGACGGUUGUACCAUCGACAGAAUAUAUGUAUACGGUACACGACAAACAAAAGCACUUCAUUAUUUGCAUCAAGAAAAAAAUACUCAUGUAA
Molecule: messenger RNA, 399 nt
Organism: Capsicum annuum
Lineage: Eukaryota; Viridiplantae; Streptophyta; Magnoliopsida; Solanales; Solanaceae
Exons: 2
Coding region: 1-399 (132 amino acids)
Source: RefSeq, a predicted model, not a curated record